AUGUUGACCUUAAAUAAGUUUCGUCUUGGCAAGAGCAAAUAUUCAAAUGUUUGUAAAUGGUUGACCGUGUACUAUCUAAAACAAAGACUAACCAUUCGAACAUUCAGAAAAUUUUCAUUCUUAUCUUAUCAACAACAAGACAAACCAACAAAGAAAACACUAAAUGAAAAUUUUAAUCCCUAUCCUUCAAAUUCAUGGGAUUUCAUUGUUCCGAAUCAAUUAAAAGAAAUGUUUACUUUUGCUGAAUAUUCGUCAAAUGGAAUCAUAAAUAAUCUUAAUUUUUAUCAUAAAUUUAUCGCACCUUAUCUUGGUCCAGAACCUUGUUCACCAAAAGCAGAAUGGAAAUCGUAUAUAAAUGAUGAUUAUUCUCCAAUUGAAAUGACAUAUUCAUUCAAAACAAAUGAUAAACAUCCAACAGUUAAAUGCAUAUUUGAACCAAUCGAAAAAAAUCAAUACAAUGGGCAAUUAUCAAAUAUUUCGGCUUCAUUGAAAUUUCUUGCAGCAAUGAAAUUUGCUAAAUUGCCAAUUAAUUAUGAUAUUCUAUUAUUGUUAAUAGAAUCAUUUUGUAUUGAAAAUUUUCAUCAAGACAAUUAUCAUUUAUGCUUUGGAUUUGAUUUUCAAGAUAAUGAAAGUGAUUAUCCGCUGAUAAAAGCGUAUGUUGGAUCUAAUUCUGAUCGUUCACCAGGUUCAGUGCCAAUGCAUCAUCAUGUUUCCAAAAUAAUGAACUUAUUAAAACUUAAUAAAGCAUGGAAAUGUGUUUGCGACUAUUUGAAAAUUUUAACAAAUGAUAAUUGUCCUUCAGAUAUUGAUUGUUUUUCAGUUGAUUGUCUAGACAAUAACGACGACAAUUUGAGAAUUAAAGUCUAUAUUCGAUAUUUUACUUGUGAAAAGAAUGAUCUCAUUCAACAUUUAACAUUAAAUAAUCGUUUAUCAAAUACAAAUAUUGAUUUUAAUUAUGUUUUAAAACAAUGGGAUUAUUUCUUAAAUAAUAAGAAAAUUUCAUGUUUGAAUGAUAAUAAUGUGACGAAAUCAUUUUUAGUCUAUUAUGAAUUCAAUCAAUCGAAACCAGAUUGUCCUAUUUCGGCCAAAUUUUAUUUUCCGAUCCGACAUUAUAUUGAAAAUGAUCAAUUUCUCACAUAUAAAAUUGCCAAAUAUUUAAAUGGUAUUGGAUUUGAAAAAUAUGGUGGAAUGAAUUAUAUAAAUCAUAUCAACAAUCUAUGUAAACAUCGUCCAUUAGAUAAAAGAACUGGAUUUCAUCGACUAACGGCAGGUUCAUUAUCAAAAGAAAAUCUCGAAUUUAAGUUAUAUUAUUCACCAGAAUUAUAUGCAGCAGAACGAUUUGAAUUCUUUUCAACAUCACGAUGA
This is a messenger RNA of Rotaria sp. Silwood2, 1365 nucleotides long. The record is from the annotation of a GenBank genome assembly. Lineage: Eukaryota; Metazoa; Rotifera; Eurotatoria; Philodinida; Philodinidae.